GUUAGUAAUUGCCUUCAAGGUUGUUUAAAAAAAGUACAUGUAAUAUGCUGUUUUGAUGUAACAUAAUUUGUUUUAACAGUGAUGAGAGCUCACAAUAAAUAAAGAUUCUUUUUGGGCAAGAAAUACACACGCCUACUCCGACAUCACGGAAAAUAUGUAUUACCCAGCUGAUCCUGUCGAUGGUUUAAUAAGAGAGUUUUCGAGACUGAAGGUCGCAAAACCGCAAGCCAACAAAUUAGUAAAACGGAAAACUAACUAUCACAAGAAAAGGGAACUUCCUCGGCCCCUCUCGAUUCGAUUUAAUCCAAGCGUUUUGAAUAUCGAAUUAUGGUCUGUAAUGCAAGAUUGCACGAAAGCGAUGGAGUUCGUGGCUGUUGAGGUUGGUACAAUAGAAUUUAAUAAAAUAUUGAAUAAAUUACCUCCUUCGCUGUAUGUAUCGGAAAUAAAAAAAGUUUGCAAUCCGUUUUUAAAACUUUCGUUUGAUCUGAAAAGGUCUUUCUGGUGCAACAAUGUAACCCCACUGCAACUAUUUCACGGUACGAAACAGAAAUAUGUAGAUAAUAUUUGUCUACAUAAUUUUAAUUGGAGAUACAGCGGAAAAGAUACUGGGCACAGAUACGGCAAAGGUGUAAAUUUUACAUCGAAACCAAAGUUUGCUCUGAAUUUCUGCGAUAAGAACUCCGCUGAUAAGGUUUUAAUUCUGGCAGAAGUUUUGUGUAAAGCGUUUGGAGAAGGAAAAGAGAAUCUUCUCGUUCCGCCGUACGGAUGCGACACCGUCACUGCGUGCAACGGAAUUUAUGUUAAAUUUUGCGACGGUGAAUUUUAUCCGAAGUACGUUCUUCAUGUCCGCAAAUAUAAUCGAAAACGUUAAAUGUGUUAUGUAAUAUUUUACAGGGUAUUUUUAUUAUUCUUAAGUGCUCGUUUUUCUAACAUAAUUUGAGUUAAUGUUUUGACUGUUUGUUUUAUUUAUAUUUUGAUAGUCUAUGUAUGAAUAUAGUUUGUUUUACUGAUAACGGGAUAUAACUUGAAUACAAGCUCAAGUGGUGUUAAAUGCCUUAUUAACAAUUCGAUAUUAACUUGUUACUUGCCUUGUUUUUUAAAAAAAAUAAGUUGACAAAAAACCAUUGAAAUCCAUUUGAAUUUGUAUCAAAUUGUCCCUCGAAGAAGUUUUGUUGUUUUAUUAGAUAUUUAGGCUUCAAGUUCACAUGUUACAAGGCAACAAACUAUUUCGCACAGAUGAAAAGUCUUUAUUGUGCUUUAAAGAACUUUAAUGCCAUCUUUAAGAAAAUCUGGACAUAUUAUAAACAUUUACAGGGUCUUCCACCUCAGCGCAUUUCUUUCAUAAAUCUAUAACGCAUGCGACGCCAAUAAUCCCAAAAAUGCCCCUAGCACCGGCCACUAGACUUAAUAAUUUUAAUACAUUAGGGCUAAAUUACCCUCUUAAUACACCAACUAACACUGUCAAAUUUCAACAAAAUCGAGUGAAUAUAUGUUUAUAAAAUAUAAAUAAAUAUAUAAAAUAUAUUAUAUUUUUUAAUAAGGAAUCGCCCCUAAAAUAUCUCCGUCUAUUUUUCGAACACCCUGUAUAUAUAUUCGAGCAACUUAAGAUGCGUGCGCACAUUGCUAUAAAUUUAUAUAUUUAUAAAUUUUAAAAAUAUUUAUAAAUAUAUAUGUAAUACAAAAACGUGGGUGGGUUUCGUCGCAUGCGUCUCAAUGUGUGCGCCUUGCCUUAGACAUAACAUCUAAAAAAAACGGAUUUAUGGUCUGCAUAUUUUAAAAGUAGUUUGUAAAUAAUAACGGGAAUCACACUAGCUCCACAAAUUUUUUGACGCCCCGAUAUUUCCAAGAAAUAUUUUUUCUUUACUUUUAAUUUUUUUCUAUGCUUUUGCAAAAUACUAGGUAGUUCUUCUUCAGUAACAUCUUAGAUUUUUUAAUUUUUUAUUAUAAGUUUAAAACCGAUAAUGCUAAACAAGGAAAAAUUCUAAUUACAGAUUCAUUAGUGAUUAUCAAAAUUUAUUUAAUUAUAAUUCAGAUUUUGGAUAAUGUUAGGUAAGUAUAGUUACAUUUUUAUUCUUAACGUGUUUUCCAAAAUGAAAAUAAUUACCCACUAAUGAAACGCAUGGAUGCAUAUUGAGCCAGAAACUUUUUAACAAACCAUAUUUGACGGGCCCAGAAUAAAAGUCAGUUAAAUACUGCACGUAGAACAAAAAUAAAUUUUGUACAUUCAAAGAAACUUCCACAGGCUACUGUAAUACUUUUUACAAAACUUCUGGAUUCCUCAUGUGUCGUUUUUUGCUGAGUCGAACUUGUCUUACGUUUCGCCAAUCAUCCCAUUGGCUUCU
Molecule: messenger RNA, 2342 nt
Organism: Cylas formicarius (sweet potato weevil)
Lineage: Eukaryota; Metazoa; Arthropoda; Insecta; Coleoptera; Brentidae
Product: protein mono-ADP-ribosyltransferase PARP12-like
Exons: 2
Coding region: 155-871 (238 amino acids)
Molecular function (GO): NAD+ poly-ADP-ribosyltransferase activity
Source: RefSeq, a predicted model, not a curated record